CUGGACAUUGGUGUACACUUUAUGUUGGCUUGGAGUGGAGGUUGAAGGCAUUACAGUUUAAACCGACAGGAUAUAUACAGGCAGGAGGAACGUCACACCACAACACAGACUGAAGCCAUGAGUGUCAUCAACAUCGGUCCAGACCCGUCUCUGGCGUAUCGGCCAAAUUUGGAGAAGAAUGCAACCAAAGAGAAAGAAGACUACAGAAACUUUGAGAGUGGAAGUCUAAUUGACCGUGUGUUCAAAACAUACGACUUGAUGCACACCAAUCAGACGCUGGAGUUUGUGAAACAAAAGCAUUCUGAAUGGAGCGGCUGCAACCACACUCAGAUGACCAUGAUGGAUGCAAUCAUGUCUCUAGACCAGCUGGUGGAUGAGUCCGAUCCUGAUGUGGACUUCCCCAACUCCUUCCACGCCUUCCAGACGGCUGAGGGCAUCCGCCAAGCACACCCAGACAAAGACUGGUUCCAGUUGGUGGGUCUGAUCCAUGAUGUUGGGAAGAUGAUGGCUCUUUGGGACGAACCCCAGUGGGCUGUAGUGGGAGACACCUUCCCAGUGGGUUGCAAGUUUCAAAACUCCAUUGUGUUCAGAGACAAUACCUUCCUGAAUAAUCCAGAUGAUAAAAACCCCAGCUACAACACUGAGUACGGCAUCUAUGAAUCAAACUGUGGGCUCGACAACGUCUUCAUGUCCUGGGGUCAUGAUGAGUAUCUCUACAGAGUCAUGAAGUUCAACAACAGCUCCAUCCCAGAGGAGGGCUUGUACAUGAUUCGCUUCCACUCAUUCUACCCCUGGCACUCCCACGAUGACUACAUGCACCUGUGCAACGACAAAGACCUGCGCAUGCUGCCCUGGGUCCGAGAGUUCAACAAAUUUGACCUGUACACAAAGACCUCCGAGCUGCCUGACUUGGACAAGCUGAAGCCGUACUACCAGUCUCUCAUUGACAAGUACUGUCCUGGAAUACUGAAGUGGUGAAACAGACACUGAAUUCAGCAGCAACACUAUAAAGACACAGAGAGUGAUUACAUGAUGUUGAGUACCUCAGAAUGAUUUGUGUUGGUGCUUUAUAAUAACACUAAAGCUGGAUUUACUAUCUCCUGUACGCACAUAUUAAUUAUUAUACUGAUUGUAUAUUGACAAUUCAAGCUAUCAAAACGACAUAUGAAUCAUGAUUGUUACACCUUUUCAGAUAAGAAUUGACAGAGAAGCAUUUCUAUUUUAUUGUACUUUAAUAUGUGAUUUUAAAAAAACAUUUUAAAAAUUUUCUACACCAAA
This is a messenger RNA of Epinephelus fuscoguttatus (brown-marbled grouper), 1278 nucleotides long. RefSeq names its product myo-inositol oxygenase (gene miox). Lineage: Eukaryota; Metazoa; Chordata; Actinopteri; Perciformes; Serranidae. Gene Ontology annotation, cellular component: cytoplasm. Gene Ontology annotation, biological process: inositol catabolic process. The record is from RefSeq and is a predicted model, not a curated record. Gene Ontology annotation, molecular function: iron ion binding; inositol oxygenase activity. The coding region runs from base 118 to 978 and encodes 286 amino acids. The transcript is spliced from 10 exons.